AAGUGUCCGGAGCCAAGAUGGCGGCGCUAUUUAUCUUCACAAAUACAUAAACCCAGCAAAAAGCAUGAUUUCUUCAUAAAUGUGAUUACAGGUCAGGUUCAUGUGUGUUACCAUGGCAACGGUAAACCGAGUUGGGCCAGCGCGUGCGUUCCUCUGGUGAAACAACACAACAAAGACACACAAUUUGAAGCCCAGCAGGAGGGAAGAUCGGAGGGUCGAACAGUGGGCCCCGAGGUCACAGCUAUGGUCCAACAAUGCAGUCAAGCUUCACCUCCAUGUCGGCACAGCGUCCACCUGCCUUCUCUCAACCCAGAUAGACUAAAGGCAGCCAAGGCCAUUGUGGGCAAGACCGUCAAGUUACAUAAGGUGUUCUCAGUGCAUGGCCCUUACCCGGUCAUCAGGGCUGCGCUGAGGGCUAGAGGCUGGGUGGAGAAGCGGACGUGUCACCAGCAUCACCACAUCUCCACGCGUCCCGUUAAAGACACCAGCUGUAAUGAUGACUUUGAGGGUGAAGAUGAAGGUGACCAAGGGCAGGAUCCUGACGGACUGUACGGUCUGAUGUCCAGGCUGGUGCGGAAUGAAACGGUUGACUUCUACUGGACAAACAGGAGAGACGCCAUCAACACCAGCGUUUUGCAAAAAGAUCAGAUUAUCAACCAUUUUGCCAAAGCAGGCAGUUUCACCACCAAGGUGGGAUUGUGUGUCAACCUGAGGAGCCUCCACUGGUUUGACUCCGCCGACCCAGACACCUUUUUUCCUCGCUGUUACCGACUCGGGGCACGGGACGAGAAGCAUGCUUUCAUUGAGGACUACAGGAGGACAGCCUGCACCAGUCUUCUGAAGUACGUUGUUGAGACGGUGCAGGACGUACACAAAAAGAGGGAAAAGGAGCCCAUUGGAGAACCACCCGAGGUUAUUCCAAAAAUGAUCGACACCGCUCUCAAAGUGUGCCAGGGUUUUCUGGAGAGUUUACAGCACGCUGACAUCGACACCAGCUCGGACCCGGGUCAAUCCCUUAAAAAUCAGGAGUGGGAGGAGUUUAUCCAUGCCUACUAUUUGGUUGUUCAUGGUGGAGCUCAGGUUGAUGUCAGCGAGCACUUAGUCGGCUGCUGCCGGGCCAUGCUGCACAGGCUGUCUGGGGUCAGUCCACAGCUGGACACAGACGGCAUACACAACAUCUGGAUCGUCAAGCCGGGAGCCAUGUCCAGAGGCAGAGGUAUCAAAUGUGCCAAACGUUUGGAUGAGAUCCUCAGCCUGGUGGACAGGGAUCCGGCUCUCAUCAAGGAAAGCAAAUGGGUGGUGCAGAAAUACUUGGAGCGUCCCUUCCUGGUGGAAGGCACCAAGUUCGACGUGCGCCAGUGGUUUCUGGUGACGGACUGGAACCCUCUCACUGUGUGGUUUUAUAGAAAGUGCUACUUGCGCUUUUCUACGCAGCCUUACUCAGUGGACACCAUGGACAACUCUGUGCACUUGUGCAACAAUUCCAUCCAGAAGCAUCUGAGGCCUUCUCAUCGACGCCAUCCUAUCAUCCCGGAAGACAACAUGUGGUCAGACGACCAGUUCACGACCUUUCUGUCUAGUCGGGGCCGCCAGACCCAGUGGGAGAGUGAGGUGGUGCCCGGGAUGAAGAAGGCUGUGGUUCAUGCGUUGCAAACGACACAAGACCUGGUCGACUCCCGCAAGAACACGUUUGAGCUCUAUGGUGCUGACUUCAUGUUAGGCCGUGACCUCCAACCAUGGCUGAUUGAAAUCAAUGCCAGUCCCACCAUGGCUCCUUCUACUCACAUCACAGCCCGUCUGUGUUCAGCUGUGCAGGAGGACACGCUGCGUGUGGUCCUGGACAGGAGAGCGGACAGAUCAGCCAACACGGGAGACUUCCAGCUCAUAUACCACCAGGCAGCAGUAGAUGUUCCACAGUAUGUGGGAGUCAACCUCCUCGUCGAGGGCUUCAGGCUCAAAGGCUCAUGUUUGCUUCCGCCGCUCAGGCCUCUCAACCGCUUCGAUCCAAAGCAUCGUGGCAAAGUCACGGUCAAGAAGGCGAUGUCUAUGGAAAAAUCGAAGACUUUUCCCAAGGUGGUGGAAAACUCGACAGGCAGAGUUCCUCGUCUUCCUCCUGCUCAUCGUCCUUCCCAGCCACCAGUGCCUGUUCCCGUUGGAACCUUGACUCUGCAUCUACCAAAGACCGGUCACAGGUCCGUGCAUGUACCUCUGAAUGCUUGCUCACACUCUGUCUUUCUUUGGAGACGGGGCGUGGAAGUUAAACCUCUUCAAUGACCUGGACGUGGGACAUCUUUUUUUCCGACGGCCAGUUUUAGGCUAAAAACAGGGUUCGUACUUUGACCAAAUGAGCGGCGAUUAAAAUGAAAGAUACAAGAUAGAUUGGCGACGAUAAAUUGCGAAGGAAAUGUGCGUCUGUCAUAGGAUGAGGGCGUGGCAUGGAGAUAAACUUUGAUUCGAUUGCUCGCCACAACAUUUUUGACACCACAAAACUUGAAUAAUUGGGCUACACAAAUUCAGAUCAUAAUCAUAAUUGGUGCAAAUGAUGAUGAUGACUUAUGGAACUCAAACCCGGGUUGGUAUUUUUUGAUUUUUUUAUAUAUAUACACUACCGUUCAAAAGUUUGGGGUCACCCAAACAAUUUUGUGGAAUAGCCUUCAUUUCUAAGAACAAGAAUAGACUGUCGAGUUUCAGAUGAAAGUUCUCUUUUUCUGGCCAUUUUGAGCGUUUAAUUGACCCCAAAAUUGUGAUGCUCCAGAAACUCAAUCUGCUCAAAGGAAGGUCAGUUUUGUAGCUUCUGUAACGAGCUAAACUGUUUUCAGAUGUGUGAACAUGAUUGCACAAGGGUUUUCUAAUCAUCAAUUAGCCUUCUGAGCCAAUGAGAAAACACAUUGUACCAUUAGAACACUGGAGUGAUAGUUUCUGGAAAUGGGCCUCUGUACACCUAUGUAGAUAUUGCACCAAAAACCAGACAUUUGAAGCUAGAAUAGUCAUUUACCACAUUAGCAAUGCAUAGAGUGUAUUUCUUUAAGGUUAAGACCAGUUUAAAGUUAUCUUCAUUGAAAAGUACAGUGCUUUUCCUUCAAAAAUAAGGACAUUUCAAUGUGACCCCAAACUUUUGAACGGUAGUGUAUACAUAUAUAUAUAUAUAUAUACAGUGUUUCCCAUAAACUGCCAAGAUACCUGUGGCGGUGGGGGCGUGGCUAUGGGCGUGGUCACCAUGACAUCGUCGAGUAAUUUGCAUAAUUUGGUACAAUGAUAUGAUUUUCUCUAAAAAGGCUAAAAAAAUGUAUACUUACUAAUUAAUAAUAACAGUUUUGUUUUAAACGUCCAUCCAUCCAUCCAUCCAUUUUACAAUAUAAUUACAACACUUUAUGUACAUAUUUAUAUACAGAUUUGAACAAUAAGUUAUUCACUGAAAUAUAUUUAUUAAUUGUGGUUCUUACAAAAAAUAUAUCUUAUAAAAUAUAAAAGCUAAAAUGUCUCUUAAAGCUCUGCCCCUUUAAUUAAUGCAUACUAAAUAAUUUAACUUUAGCCUACUACUACAACCAUAUUAUUUACCAGCAACAUAAAGUGAAACAGAGGCAGAGGUGUCCUGCCACAGUCAGUAACAAAUAAACAGAAAACAGUAGUGGUCAAAUACAAAUAAGGCAACAAGAGAAGUAUCCUACACUUCUCUUUUGUAAAGUAAAUCUGAACAGCCUAUAUGGGCAUCUACAAUCAACUAUAUGAUUUGCCUGAGAAGCUGGACAGGACAAAAAAAAAAAAAAAUCUUUUUUAUUUGUGGCGGACGUAAUUCUUUCGUGGCGGGCCGCCACAAAUAAAUGAAUG
Messenger RNA from Entelurus aequoreus (snake pipefish), 3828 nucleotides. RefSeq names its product tubulin monoglycylase TTLL3-like. Lineage: Eukaryota; Metazoa; Chordata; Actinopteri; Syngnathiformes; Syngnathidae. The record is from RefSeq and is a predicted model, not a curated record. The transcript is spliced from 15 exons. Gene Ontology annotation, cellular component: cilium. Gene Ontology annotation, biological process: protein polyglycylation; cilium assembly; cilium movement. Gene Ontology annotation, molecular function: protein-glycine ligase activity, initiating. Bases 244 to 2274 code for a protein of 676 amino acids.